Tricharina praecox is the source of this 1092-nucleotide messenger RNA. RefSeq lists its product as uncharacterized. The coding region runs from base 88 to 792 and encodes 234 amino acids. The record is from RefSeq and is a predicted model, not a curated record. The transcript is spliced from 2 exons. Lineage: Eukaryota; Fungi; Ascomycota; Pezizomycetes; Pezizales; Pyronemataceae.
AGGGGGAGGACAACCUUUCUGCAGACGCAUUACCUACCACCACCGGAUAUUCAGCACAUAUCAAUCAGCCUCACUCGAAGCCAGAAAAUGUCCUCAUCCUCCACCUCCGCCUCCUCCUCCUCCCCCUCGGCGAUAAAUACCAAGAUCCCUUUACCCGAACAGGCAGAUAUCUUCCGCGAGAUGCUUUUCCGCCUGGACCAUCCGGUGGUGCUGAGCACGCAGCAAUUCGCCGAAUACUGGCCGUUGGUCGACACGGUAUGGACGAAGAUCGGCGGUAGCACCGUACAGCGACACGGUGCCAUCCGCGUACAGCACUACGAAUGCCGCCUGCGCAAGAGCAAGAAGACGGGCACGAACAUUUCGCGAAAAGACGGACGAGUGGUGAAGCCGCGCAGCACCGAGGCACGCGUCAAGGAUCUCUGCCAGGUGCAGAUGAAAAUCACGCAUACGAUUCCGGAAUCCAGCAGUGAGCCCGUCAAAGUCGUGGUGGAAAGAAAGACCUCCGCCGCACACACCCACAGCCUUGACGAAAUCUUUCGCAUCUGUGGCCUGCCGUCCGUCGUCAAGCAAGUUAUCGUCUCGGAGGUCAAGAAAAAUCGUUACACCGCGUCCCAGAUCUUUCGCGCGCUGAAAGGCAUCAAUAAAACUGAAGGCGCAGACUCAAAUUUGGAGGCUGCUGGCGGUAGCUCCCUUACAAGGAAAGAUAUACAGAAUGCGAAACGCGGUAUCAAACUUAGCGAUAAUCGGUCCAUUUUAAACGACACCGACAUCCGAUCCGACGUUCAACCUUGAAGUGCAAGGUCUCCUGCCUUCUAGAGAAGACUUGUAACUUGAGACUUGUUUGCCGAGAAUGUUUUGUUUCAUCUCUAUGUAUUUUAUUUCUGUCGCGACGUUUUGCUGAGCGUGCUGUGUGGUGGUGUCGCAGAGUCCUUUUCUCUCCCAAUGCCUUCUGGUCCUAAUUCCCUUAUCGCCUAUCUCCUAUCUUAUCCAUCGCUCCAUCCUUAUCCAUCCAUCUUAUCUCAUUUAGAUAUCACCCCCUAAUACUAUCGUGGCAAACAACAACCUGGAUAUGGGAAAUGCCAAGAGUUGAGG